This is a messenger RNA of Mandrillus leucophaeus (drill), 1259 nucleotides long. RefSeq names its product ring finger protein 126 (gene RNF126). Gene Ontology annotation, biological process: protein ubiquitination. The record is from RefSeq and is a predicted model, not a curated record. The coding region runs from base 1 to 897 and encodes 298 amino acids. Gene Ontology annotation, molecular function: ubiquitin protein ligase activity. Lineage: Eukaryota; Metazoa; Chordata; Mammalia; Primates; Cercopithecidae. Gene Ontology annotation, cellular component: cytoplasm. The transcript is spliced from 9 exons.
AUGGUGGGGCAUCAGAUCGCCGGGUACCACCAAAGGGAUUAUAUCUGUCCAAGAUGCGAGUCUGGUUUCAUCGAGGAGCUUCCGGAAGAGACCAGGAGCACAGAAAAUGGUUCAGCCCCCUCCACAGCCCCCACGGACCAGAGCCGGCCACCAUUGGAGCACGUGGAUCAGCACCUGUUCACGCUGCCGCAGGGCUACGGACAGUUUGCUUUCGGCAUCUUCGAUGACAGCUUUGAGAUCCCCACGUUCCCUCCUGGGGCGCAGGCUGACGAAGGCAGGGACCCUGAGAGCCGGCGGGAGAGAGACCAUCCGUCCCGGCACCGGUACGGCGCCCGGCAGCCCCGCGCCCGCCUCACCACGCGGCGGGCCACCGGCCGGCACGAAGGCGUCCCCACGCUGGAAGGGAUCAUCCAGCAGCUUGUCAAUGGCAUCAUCACGCCUGCCACCAUCCCCAGCCUGGGUCCCUGGGGAGUCCUGCACUCAAACCCUAUGGACUACGCCUGGGGGGCCAACGGCCUGGACGCCAUCAUCACACAGCUCCUCAAUCAGUUUGAAAACACGGGCCCCCCACCGGCAGAUAAAGAGAAAAUCCAGGCCCUCCCCACCGUCCCCGUCACCGAGGAGCACGUAGGCUCCGGGCUCGAGUGCCCUGUGUGCAAGGACGACUACGCGCUGGGUGAGCGUGUGCGGCAGCUGCCCUGCAACCACCUGUUCCACGACGGCUGCAUCGUGCCCUGGCUGGAGCAGCACGACAGCUGCCCCGUCUGCCGAAAAAGCCUCACGGGACAGAACACGGCCACGAACCCCCCGGGCCUCACUGGGGUGAGCUUCUCCUCCUCGUCGUCCUCCUCCUCCUCCAGCUCGCCCAGCAACGAGAACGCCACAGGCAACUCGUGAGCCCGCGUCGGCCGCCGGGAAAGCACGGGUCCUUUCCCAGCCACCCGCAGCCGGCGCCACACGGCACCCACGGACUGGUGCCCCGGUGGGCCACGCUUGGCUGGUCAGCGCUGCAGGUCCCGCCUGUUCCAGGGCAGGAUCCGGGCCCGGCCCACUGGCCCCCUGGCUCGGGAAGGCGUGGGCCACAUGGUCCCCGCUGGGGCGUCCCCAGCCUCCCCGUCCUUUGUCUAACCUCACCCUCUAAACGUUCAGCGGUGGAAAGAUUUUUAUAAUUUUAAAUUAUUACUGCUUUGAAAUAAAUGGACGUUUUAGCUCACACGGCGGCCAUGCAUGAUUUGUGGCAAAAGACGGGGCGCAGCUGC